Messenger RNA from Thermothelomyces thermophilus ATCC 42464, 4426 nucleotides. RefSeq lists its product as uncharacterized. The transcript has a single exon. The record is from RefSeq and is a predicted model, not a curated record. Gene Ontology annotation, molecular function: protein binding. Gene Ontology annotation, biological process: positive regulation of establishment of bipolar cell polarity regulating cell shape. NCBI's taxonomy places the organism in Eukaryota, Fungi, Ascomycota, Sordariomycetes, Sordariales, Chaetomiaceae. Bases 561 to 4298 code for a protein of 1245 amino acids. Gene Ontology annotation, cellular component: plasma membrane of growing cell tip.
GCACCAUAGCAGCAGGAUUUCCAAGGCUAAGCGUGCUCCGCUCAAUCUCCGCUGUCAUCAGCAGGAUAGCAGCAGUGUGCCAGGCACCGUUCCCUCGAGCUUUGCGUAACCCGUCCGACGAAGGUCCAACCUGCGAUCCUCAAGUCUUUGAGGCUCAACCAAACAAAUCUCGACAUAACUUCACGCUCGUUACACCCUACCUCGUUACCGACCGUUACUCCCGACCGCGAUCUUGCAGAGCCCCAGACCACAUUUUUAUAUCACUCUCGUUGCACGUUCAUCAUUCAAGUCGACCGACCGACCAUAUCUGUGUUUGCGAGUAAUUUAGAACCGACCCGUGUCUCGGCCGAGCAGAGCAGUGUGGUGCAACAACAAGAACUCCAUCUGCGGCAGCACGAAAUUCCCCGCCACGUCAAAACGUCGUUGUUGACGACUUUUUAGCGCUGCUAUAGCUAUGGCAUCGUGUUGUUGACAGCUUGGAACCGGCCAUUUCAAUUGAGCAGCUCGAUUGCUCGUCGGUCCAGGCGCGGUGACUCUUCACAGAUUUCAACCACGGCGCGAUGCGAUUACCCUUUGGGCGGCGCCAUGCUGCCCGCCGCAGUUUUUUGUCACCCUUCUCUCUCCUCAUCUCGCUAUCUACGUUUGCAAUAUCGCCAGCAAGCGCAAUCUCGUUCACGCCAGUUCCUCCCCCGAACCUCGAUCUUUCCCAGCUCGGCCGGGUAGUCUUAGCAGGCGACUAUUCAGGGAUAUCCCUGUAUCAGUUCGAGGAACAGAGCGAGCAAACAUUACGAAGCAAUGGCAGCGAACAGCUCCUCGUGCGUACACCUAAUGGCGUCUUCGUGCCUAUCGUCUAUACCGACGCGAGUAUUCGCGCCAUGUGCGAUCUCGACGCCAACAAUGGAACCGUUGUUGUGUUGGGAGGCAACUUCACCAGCAUUAGGGGCCCCGACCCUGGCGCGCAAGCCAGGCAGUCCAACGCCAUCGCCCUGUUCGAUCCCAGCACUGGCGCCGUAACCCCUCUCCCCGGGGUAUCUGGCGAGGUCAAUGCCAUGCUCUGUGACCAGGACAAGAAGAUGGUCUAUCUGGGAGGGAGCUUUGUCGGCGCCAACUCGACUAACGCCCUGGCCAUGAACAGCGACGGAAAAUUGGUCAAUCUGCCCUUUGCAGGGUUCAACGGGCCUGUGACGUCCAUUGUGAAGGCGUCCAACGGAAACAUCAUUUUCGGAGGAAGCUUUACAGGGUUAGGGAACGCGAGCGCUCCAAGCACGCCCGACGGCCAGAUCAUCAACCUCUCGACCGCGACCAUCACUAGCGGAUCCUCGACCACGGCGGAAGGGUUCAGCGACCCCAGGAACAUCAUCUGCAAGACGGGCGGCGAAGACGGGCCGGGGAACACGUGGUUGCUGCAGGACAAUACGCCGGGAUUUUGGAACGCCCAGUUCGGACACGGGUUCCGGCCGACUAAGCUGCGACUAUACAACACGCACCAGGAUGGCAGGGGCACCAAAACAUGGCGAUUCACGGCCAUGCCGAUUAACGGCAUCAUGAACUUCACCUACAUCGACCCGAUCACUCGCCAGAAUGCGAGCUGCACGAGCGAGUGUCCGUUGAGCAAUGACGAGAACGUAAAGUUCCAGGACUUCCACUUCGUUAAUGUCAUUGGCAUGAACGAGUUCCGCCUGGAUAUUUCGGAUUUCUACGGUAGUGGCGGAGGACUGAACGGGAUCGAGCUGUUCAGCGACGACAUCUUCUCGUAUGCUGUCAACGACUUCAACGAACCCUCCUGCGCCGGCCUGCAGUCGCAGUCCACAGCCACCGCGACUGGUCCGUGGACUGUCUCGCCAUCCUACUCGAGCACCGCGGAAUAUCUGACGGCCCAGCUCACUGCACCCAUUACUGAAGACUCCGCGUCCGUGGUGUUCACUCCGGACAUUAGAGAGUCCGGCCACUACUCGGUCAACCUGUAUACCCCGGGUUGCCUCCAGGACAACACGUGCGCCACGCGCGGCCAGGUUAGGCUCACCGGGCAGAUGACAGCCGAUCCGACCAAGAGCGUCCCGAUCUCUGUCGACCUCUAUCAGACCAACAACUUUGACAAAUAUGAUCAGAUCUACUUUGGCCUCAUCGACGCGAGCUCCGGUAGCUUCCGCCCUCGCGUUACUAUGACCCCCCUGGCGGGCCAGUCCCUGGCCCAAAUGACGUUUGUCGCUCAGCGCAUCGGCUUCACCUUGAUUAACAGCACAGGUGGCUUGAACGGGCUCUACGAGUAUGCUCCCGGAUCCCCAGUCAACGCGAGCGAGUUCAUGAAGUCCGCCGUCAACCGCCUAGGGGCCAGUUUCUCGACAGGCUCAGCCGUCAACGCGUUGGCCACGGCGGAGGAUACCACUUACAUCGCAGGGAACUUCACCACCGGCAGCAUGCGCAAUAUCGUCUCCUUGAAGGGCGACGACACGAAAGCCCAGUCUGUCGGCGGUGGGCUGAACGGCGUGGUUCACUCCAUGUUUGUCAACAGAUCGAACCUCUUCGUCGGCGGCACUUUCACCAGCACGUCGGAUAACUCGGUCAAGGGCCUCAACCACGUUGCCGUCUACGAUACGUCCAAGAACACCUGGAAGCCCCUUGGCGCCGGUGUUAGCGGCAGGGUUACGCGCGUCGUGGGGAUGACGAUGAACAUAACCAGCUCGACUCCCGAGGUCGUCAUCAGUGUGAAUGGAGAUUUCGACCAGCUGCUGGCGUUCGAUACCAAUCCUGCCGUGAAGGUGAAGGGCUUCGGUGUUUGGGUGCCGUCGCAGGAGAAUUGGCUGCAGAAUCUCGACUUGCCGGUUGAGCUGGUGGAAGGCGUCCUGUCAGCGUCAAUUCUCAACGUCAAUGGCUCGUCGCUUUACUCUGGCACGCUCGCGUCUGCGAGUUUGGGCGCUAACGGCGCAGCAAUCCUCGGCAGCGACACCUUGGGCCGGCUGCCAGUCGACAUCCAACCUUCUGCAGAGCCCUCCUCCUCGUCUGCAGGUCUGGCCAAGCGCGACGGUUCUUUGUCCGGAGGCGCUCGUCGACAGGGCGUUGUGACCGGUGUUUUCGACACCAGUAACGACAGGAACCUGACCAUCCUAGGAGGCCAUUUUACCGCCACGACCACGGACGGCUCGACCAUCCAUAACCUCGUCAUUCUUGACGGCUCUGACGAGGAUAAGGUCACCGGUCUGGGCGACCAGAUCUCGCCCAACUCGACGUUUGCGGCACUCGCCGUGGAGGGUGACAUCCUGUUUGCCGGAGGCGACGUGGCUGGGACCGUGAACGGCGAUAGCGUCAGUGGCCUGAUCACGUACAACCUCGCCACUCGGUCGUUCAACACGCAGCCUCCGGCGCUCUCGGGUGGAAACAGCACGGUCUCGGCUAUUGCCGUGCGCUCGAGCACCAAGGAUGUUUACAUUGGUGGUUCUUUCACCUCGGCUGGCUCUCUCGACUGCCCGGGCGUGUGCUUCUUCAGCACAACAAACUCCCAGUGGAACCAGGCAGGACGGAACCUCGACGGAAACGCCAGCUCCCUAAUGUGGGCCACCGACGACAUCCUCCUAGCUGGCGGCCGGCUCACCGUCAACAAUACCGUCACCACCUUCCUCGCCCGCUACGACGCCAGCACCCAGACCUGGGAUGCCUUCCCCAGCGCCGACCAACUCCCGGGCCCAGUCACCGUCGUUACCGCCGGCACAAGCGACGGUAACCAGAUAUGGGCUGCAGGCACCUCCACCCAAGACGGCUCCGCCUUCCUCAUGAAGUACGACGGUUCCAGCUGGCAACGCGCUGGACAGUCCGCCCUCGAGCCGGGCAGCGACAUUCGCGGCCUGCAGAUCUUCUCCCUCACCUCUUCGCAUGAAUCGUCCCCACUCGUCGAGGAGGACGAAGCCCUCCUCAUAACGGGCUCCAUCCUGCUCGCCGGCUUUGGCUCCGCCUCCGCCGUCCUGUACACGGGUAACGAUAAGUUCACGCCCUUCGCCCUCACCACCUCCUCGUCCGGGGGCGGCGGCAGCAUCGCGCGCGUCUUCUCGGAGAGCAACCGCUUCUUCGCCAAGGGCGGCGGCCACAUGCCCCUGGGCUUUGUCGUGCUCAUCAGCCUGGCCAUCUCGCUCGGGCUGAUACUGCUGAUCGUGGCCGGGGGCUUGGUGCUCGACCGCGUGAGGAAGAAGAGAGAGGGCUACAUACCGGCGCCGACCAGCAUGAUCGACCGGGGCAGUGGCAUCGCGCGCAUCCCGCCGCACGAGCUGCUCGAGGGGCUCAACAGGCGCGGGGCACCGCAUGUCUGAGUGGUGCCAUCAACCUCGCCUACCCGCGCUGUCAAGCGGUGAAAGUUGACAAGGAGUCAGGAGGGAAAAAGGAAAUCAGGAGGGAAAAAGGAAAAUAAAACGAAGAAAAAAAAAUAAGAGGGCGGCUG